Messenger RNA from Drosophila novamexicana, 800 nucleotides. RefSeq lists its product as uncharacterized. The coding region runs from base 15 to 584 and encodes 189 amino acids. Lineage: Eukaryota; Metazoa; Arthropoda; Insecta; Diptera; Drosophilidae. The record is from RefSeq and is a predicted model, not a curated record. The transcript has a single exon.
AGACAGUUAAAAUAAUGUAUUCCCCAGCGAAACUUAUUGCAUGUACGCUGAUUUUUGCACAGCUACUGGGCACCAUUUAUUGCGGAGUGUACGAUAAUACGGAUCACUGGGUCGUUUCCGAUAAGACGCAGAACUUUCCCGAAAACGCAGUUCUCGGUGGCAUCGAUUCAUACGGCUAUGAUAACUACGUGGGGCGUGUCGUUUAUACAAGCUCGAUUCUGCCAGCCCGUGUUAGGUCCGAAACUGGGUACACUACCUACAACACCGACACACUCGCCAAUCAAGCGACCUACUACGAGUUGCUGGUCGCGAAUGAAACCGUCAGCUAUCAUUGGGUGCGCAGUUACGAUGGCUUCAGGGAAAGGAAUGCUGUUUCUGUGGGUACAAGCGCACUGAACGAACGUGUUUACGUCUGCCGCGCCAGAACCGAUGGCGGUAUUUUCAUUGGAACCCUGUAUCUUGCGCAAAAGGUUUGUUUUAUCCGGUACGAGAAUUUCCCUAUGCGACAGAUCAGUAAAUACGAGGUACUGGUCCGACAAGUUACACCUGCAGCGUGGGCACCAUUCGUCAAUCAAAUCAAUUGAUAAGAUUGCAAAGUUAAAUACAAACGAACAUUUAUAAGUAAAAUGUUUUGAUAAUAAAUUGAGCUAAAUCAUAACACGAAACAUAAAGCACAUAAUCCCUGGGGCUUAUAUUUACUACUUUAUUACUCAAGAUAGCUUUUAGUCUCAAAAGUUUGAAGACACACACUCCAAAGUUUAUGUAUAGUUAACAAAUUAUUUCGAGUAAAUUGCGGAGAG